Messenger RNA from Phyllostomus hastatus (greater spear-nosed bat), 3585 nucleotides. It is a transcript of the gene TRPC3, whose product is annotated as transient receptor potential cation channel subfamily C member 3. Gene Ontology annotation, molecular function: protein binding; inositol 1,4,5 trisphosphate binding; store-operated calcium channel activity. Bases 11 to 2836 code for a protein of 941 amino acids. Gene Ontology annotation, biological process: regulation of cytosolic calcium ion concentration; manganese ion transport; calcium ion transmembrane transport. The record is from RefSeq and is a predicted model, not a curated record. Gene Ontology annotation, cellular component: cation channel complex; membrane. NCBI's taxonomy places the organism in Eukaryota, Metazoa, Chordata, Mammalia, Chiroptera, Phyllostomidae. The transcript is spliced from 13 exons.
GGCCGGCGAGAUGUCCACCAAGGUCAGGAAGUGCAAGGAGCAGGCGAGGGUGACCUUCCCGGCGCCCGAGGAAGAGGAGGAGGAGGAGGAGGAGGAGGGCGAGGACGUGGACGCCGAGCCGCAGCGCCGCCGGCGGGGCUGGAGGGGCGUCAACGGGGGGCUGGAGCCGCGCUCGGCGCCCUUGCCGCGGGAACCGCUCGGCCACCGCCAGCCGCCCUGGUCGCCGGGGCCCGACAUGUCCAUGGACGGGAGCCCAUCCCUGAGGCGCAAGACGGUGAUGCGGGAGAAGGGCCGGCGCCAGGCCGUGCGCGGCCCGGCCUUCAUGUUCAACGACCGCGGCACCAGCCUCACGGCCGAGGAGGAGCGCUUCCUGGACGCGGCCGAGUACGGCAACAUCCCCGUGGUGCGCAAGAUGCUGGAGGAGUCGCAGACUCUCAACGUCAACUGCGUGGACUACAUGGGCCAGAACGCGCUGCAGCUGGCGGUGGGCAACGAGCACCUAGAGGUGACGGAGCUGCUGCUCAAGAAGGAGAACCUGGCGCGCAUCGGGGACGCGCUGCUGCUGGCCAUCAGUAAGGGCUACGUGCGCAUCGUGGAGGCCAUCCUGAACCACCCGGGCUUCGCGGCCAGCGGGCGCCUGACGCUCAGCCCCUGCGAGCAGGAGCUGCAGGACGACGACUUCUACGCCUACGAUGAGGACGGCACGCGCUUCUCGCCCGACAUCACGCCCAUCAUCCUGGCGGCGCACUGCCAGAAGUACGAGGUGGUGCACAUGCUGUUGCUGCGCGGCGCGCGCAUCGAGCGCCCGCACGACUACUUCUGCAAGUGCGGGGACUGCACGGAGAAGCAGCGGCAUGACUCCUUCAGCCACUCGCGCUCCAGGAUCAACGCCUACAGGGGCCUGGCCAGCCCGGCCUACCUGUCCCUGUCCAGCGAGGACCCCGUGCUCACCGCCCUGGAGCUCAGCAACGAGCUGGCCAAGCUGGCCAACAUCGAGAAGGAGUUCAAGAACGACUAUCGGAAGCUGUCCAUGCAAUGCAAAGACUUCGUGGUGGGUGUGCUGGAUCUGUGCCGGGACUCGGAAGAGGUGGAAGCCAUUCUGAACGGCGACCUGGAGUCGGCGGAGCCCGCGGAGGCGCACAGGCACAAGGCCUCACUGAGUCGCGUCAAGCUGGCCAUUAAGUAUGAGGUCAAAAAGUUUGUGGCUCACCCCAACUGCCAGCAGCAGCUCCUGACCAUCUGGUACGAGAACCUCUCGGGGCUGCGGGAGCAGCCCACAGCCGUCAAGUGCCUGGUGGUGCUGGUGGUGGCCUUGGGCCUUCCGUUCCUCGCCGUUGGCUACUGGAUUGCGCCUUGCAGCCGGCUGGGGAAGGUUCUGCGAAGCCCCUUCAUGAAGUUCGUGGCUCACGCCGCUUCCUUCAUCAUCUUCCUGGGCCUGCUGGUGUUCAACGCCUCCGACCGGUUCGAGGGCAUCCGGACGCUGCCCAAUGUCACGGUCACCGACUACCCCAAACAGAUCUUCAGGGUCAAGACCACCCAGUUCACGUGGACCGAGAUGCUCAUCAUGGUGUGGGUUCUAGGGAUGAUGUGGUCCGAGUGCAAGGAGCUCUGGCUGGAAGGGCCGAGGGAGUACAUCCUGCAGCUGUGGAACGUGCUGGACUUCGGGAUGCUCUCCAUCUUCAUCGCCGCGUUCACCGCCCGGUUCCUCGCCUUCAUCCAGGCGACGAAAGCUCAGCACUACGUGGACAGCUACGUCCAGGGGAGCGACCUCAGCGAAGUCACCCUCCCCCCGGAGAUACAGUACUUCACUUACGCCCGAGAUAAGUGGCUCCCUUCCGACCCGCAGAUCAUUUCCGAAGGCCUCUAUGCCAUUGCCGUCGUGCUCAGCUUCUCCCGGAUCGCCUACAUCCUCCCCGCGAACGAGAGCUUCGGCCCCUUGCAGAUCUCUCUCGGCAGGACCGUGAAGGACAUCUUCAAGUUCAUGGUCCUCUUCAUCAUGGUGUUUCUCGCCUUUAUGAUUGGCAUGUUCAUACUUUACUCUUACUACCUUGGGGCCAAAGUGAACGCUGCUUUCACCACCGUGGAAGAGAGUUUCAAGACGUUGUUUUGGUCCAUAUUCGGGCUGUCUGAAGUGACUUCCGUCGUGCUCAAGUAUGACCACAAGUUCAUAGAGAAUAUUGGAUACGUUCUUUAUGGGAUAUACAAUGUCACCAUGGUGGUCGUUCUACUCAACAUGUUAAUUGCUAUGAUUAACAGCUCGUACCAAGAAAUUGAGGACGACAGCGAUGUGGAAUGGAAGUUUGCUCGUUCGAAGCUGUGGCUGUCUUAUUUUGAUGACGGAAAAACCUUACCUCCACCCUUCAGUCUAGUCCCUAGUCCAAAGUCGUUUGUUUAUUUCAUCCUGCGGAUCAUUAACUUUUCCAAAUGCAGACGGAGACGGCUUCAGAAAGACAUAGAAAUGGGACUGGGGAACUCGAAGUCCAGGUGUACAGAGUGCUGUGCUGUGCGUUUGAACCUCAGGCAACGCUGUGAGUUAAACCUCUUCACUCAGUCUAACUCGAGAGUUUUUGAAUCACACAGUUUUAACAGCAUUCUCAAUCAGCCAACACGCUAUCAGCAGAUCAUGAAAAGGCUCAUAAAGCGGUACGUCCUGAAAGCACAAGUAGACAAAGAGAACGACGAAGUCAAUGAAGGUGAAUUAAAAGAAAUCAAGCAAGAUAUCUCCAGCCUUCGCUAUGAACUUUUGGAGGACAAGAGCCAGGCGACCGAGGAACUAGCCAUUCUAAUCCACAAGCUCAGUGAGAAGCUGGCCCCCAGCACGCAGAGAUGUGAAUGACUGACGUGUGACCCGGAGUGUGGCUCUGACUAUAGCACAAACGUGGGCAAUAAUAUUUCUAAGUAUGAAGUACUUGAAAAACCAUGGUGUAAAUUUUUAGUACUAACUACCUUUAUCAUGUGAAUCUUUAAAAAUUAGGUCUUAAUGAUUUUACUGUUUUAUCACAUGCAGAUGGUCUUCGUUUUAAUUGUCCGCAUUGACAUCGUGCACAGUGACAAGCCAUUGCAUUGAAAGGCCCGAUUACUGCCAUUGUUGUCCAUUUGCAAAUGAACUGUACUAUGUCUUUGCACUAUCUGUUUGCCUCCAAGAGACUGUGCGGAAGCUCCUUGGGUCAGGGACCGCGUCUCAUUCAUCUUUGUGUCUCCAGCAUCUAGAACAGUGCCUGGUACAAAGUAGGUGCUCGGGACAUGUUGUUAAAACCAACUGAACUGAACUGCCAACUAGAUGCGAAUGCAAAUACAGAUACAGAUACGAAUGCAAAUACAAAGGCCAUCACUAUGUAGCACACUUUCUCUUUUGUCCAGGCGCUGACGGGAUUUUUUACAAAAUAGACACUGAAGACAUUUUACAAGCAGCUGUGACUCGGUCAGAUUUUCUUCGAAUUUUUGGCCUCACUGGUAACCCUAGAACCUCGGAGUUCCAAAGGAAGAAUUUAACAAUGAAAUGGGUUCAUAGAGAAUAUAGUUAUGUUACAUAUUUAAGUUUCGUAGUAUUGUUCAAAGCGACACAUUAAAGAUUUUUCUAAAGUA